UUUUGUGGGAAUCGGGAAUCCCCGACCAUGUCACACCCCGUGGAGGCCCAGACUCGGCCCCGGAAGUAUCCUUUUGUCCACAUGCGUAUUGCGGACCACAGUGUGCUGGACUCCAUCGAGGGACGCCACGUUUGCCGGCUCUGCAAUCGCUCGCGGAAGUUUUUCUGCUAUAGCUGUCACAUUCCGGUGGAGGAGCUGGAGAAGCUGUUGCCGCGUUUGGGGCUGCCGCUGCAGAUUGACAUCAUCAAGCACAAGAAGGAAAUCGAUGGAAAGAGCACGGCCGUACAUGCUGCCGUGCUGGCGCCGGAGCACGUGCGGAUUCACACUUAUCCCGAUAUUCCCGACUACCGCCUGGAGAAGGACGUGGUGCUCAUCUUCCCCAGCGCCAAGAGUCUCACAGUGCCACAGCUAUUCGAGCGAAACGUCCAGCUGAAGAUCGACGAUAACUAUGGCCUGCCCAAAGGACAUCACAUGGGCACAAUGCUACGCCGUCGAGUGGAUGAGAUUGAGGUUUUGGAGGACCAACCAGAGACCACGUCUAAGCGCAGCUAUACUUAUGGGAACCUACCCGUCCGCCGAGCAGUCUUUAUUGACAGCACCUGGAACCAGAGCCGCGGCAUAUACGCGGACGAGCGUGUCCGAGGCCUGCGCACGGUGGUACUCCAGAAUCGCCUGUCGCAGUUCUGGCGCCAUCAGCGUGGCAGCCCGCGAUGGUACCUGGCCACCAUCGAGGCGAUCCAUCAGUUUGUACUCGAAGUCCACGUCAAUGCCUGGGGUCUCAAUUCCGCCUACCGAGGGCUAGACAACCUGGAGAUAACAGAGGGCUUUCAUCAGCUGGCGGCGCCUCUGACACGAGAGGCCCCCUCGGAGGAUGUUGAGCGGGAGUCGCCCUACAACGGACAGUACGACAAUCUCUUGUACUUCUUUGCCAACAUGUAUGAUCUCAUACACAAGUACUAUGACCACAACGAUCUGAUAUCGUAUCGACGUCCGAUUUAGUAUGAGAAGAGAGUUUAUUGUAUGAGAUAAAUACACGUUAAUGUUAUGUUA
Messenger RNA from Drosophila persimilis, 1050 nucleotides. Its product is annotated as DTW domain-containing protein 1. The record is from RefSeq and is a predicted model, not a curated record. The coding region runs from base 28 to 999 and encodes 323 amino acids. Gene Ontology annotation, molecular function: tRNA-uridine aminocarboxypropyltransferase activity. Gene Ontology annotation, biological process: tRNA modification. NCBI's taxonomy places the organism in Eukaryota, Metazoa, Arthropoda, Insecta, Diptera, Drosophilidae. Gene Ontology annotation, cellular component: nucleus. The transcript has a single exon.